AUGAACUGGCAUAUGAUAGUCUCUGGGCUGAUCGUGGUGAUUCUGAAGGUCGUUGGGAUGACCUUCUUCCUCCUGUACUUUCCACAGAUUUUCAGCAAAAUUAACCCUGGCUUUGCCCCCACGGAGAGCUACGGAACAGUCCCACAGAGCUUUGGGACGAGUACUUCUGGCUUCGUCCCCACGGGGAGCUAUACACUAGACUGCCCCACAGGAUGGGUUCCACAUCAAGGAAGAUGUUUCCUCUUGGCAACCACCGAAAUGAGUUGGCAAGAAAGCAAGGACUAUUGUAAAGCACAAGAAUCCACCCUGGCAGUCGUCAACACUCCAGAGAAACUGAAGUUUCUCCAGAAUAUAACCAGUGCUGAGAAGUACUUUAUAGGCUUAACAUACCAGCCUACAGAGAACAGGUGGAAAUGGAUCAACAACUCUCCAUUCGAGGGCAAUGUCAUCAACCACAUUGAGAAUUUCAACUGUGCGACCAUUGGCCUGACACAGACCUUCGACUCUGCACUGUGUGAAACCAGUUACCGCUGGAUCUGUGAGAAGAAAGCCACAUGA
Messenger RNA from Elephantulus edwardii (Cape elephant shrew), 558 nucleotides. It is a transcript of the gene CLEC5A, whose product is annotated as C-type lectin domain family 5, member A. Gene Ontology annotation, biological process: innate immune response. Gene Ontology annotation, molecular function: virus receptor activity. The transcript has 6 exons. NCBI's taxonomy places the organism in Eukaryota, Metazoa, Chordata, Mammalia, Macroscelidea, Macroscelididae. The record is from RefSeq and is a predicted model, not a curated record. The coding region runs from base 1 to 558 and encodes 185 amino acids.